Molecule: messenger RNA, 473 nt
Organism: Oppiella nova
Lineage: Eukaryota; Metazoa; Arthropoda; Arachnida; Sarcoptiformes; Oppiidae
Source: the annotation of a GenBank genome assembly
AAUCGGUGGCCAAACCAUCGCUAGUGAAGAGAUUGGCCGCAGAAAUGGUGGUACAGAUCGCCUCCGGAGGGAACCAUAGCUUAGCGCUCACUAUAAAUGGUUAUAUCUAUUCGUGGGGUUCCAACGCAUUCGGACAGUUAGGAAAUGGUAUGAAAGGCAACUGCGAGAACAGUCCAAUAGAGAUAAUAUCUCUGCGAUCGGUUCCCAUCCGUCAGCUGUCGUGCGGUGGCUCUCAUUCAGCUCUGCUGUCAUAUACCGGAGCCUUAUAUAUGUGGGGGAAGAAUGAAUUCGGACAGUUAGGUCUCAAUGACAUCCAAAACAGAUCGCUUCCCACCGUUCAGACAACACUGCGAUCGCAACGAAUCGCGUUCAUCGACUGCGGCGAAGAGCAUACGGUUGCCCUCACAUCAGACGGCGGCCUAUUCUCGUGGGGCGCCGGUAUGUACGGCCAGUUGGGACACGCGAAGACUCGC